AGAGGAAGCGAGUCAAGUAAAAAAAAAAAAACGCCACCAUCCCCCGAUCCCGUUUGAAAUACUGUCGGUGGUUGGUUUGAAUUGGUGGCUCCUGGAAGGACACGAUCUGUGGGGAUAAACAUUGUAGAUGGGGGAUGCUGCAAACCAGGGACCCUAUCCGUCUCUCCAUCCAAGCUCACCACAAAACGGGUCGCAGUGAGGAGGAUUAGGAAGGUGGAGGAUAAUCGAGCAUCACUGGAGGACCAGGGAACACUCUCCACAUAUGAACGUCCGUUAGAAUACAGUAAGCAUACAGCACAGCCUGCACGGAAACAUAAGACAGUAGGAUAGAUUUUUUUUGAGUAUGCUGUGAAAAAAUAUUCCAAAUCAGCCUUUUCUGUUUUUCCCAAACGGGGUUACCACGAAGGAAAUUUAACAUGCCUGAUUUCCUACUACAACCAGCCAAUGAUUGUUCCAGAAGGACAUGAGCAAUUCGUCACAAAACAUUCCCUUAUUGCGAUCGUAUAGAGAUACCCUCUUUCUAAUGAUACCUGGGACACUCUGGGUCAAGUCAACCUAAUUAAAGCGACGGUUAACAUUACACGCCGUAAAGAUAGAAACUAGUUAAUUAAGGUCUUAUUUUUCUUUUUCUUUUUCAAGCUUCUUAUAUAGUAUUAAGUACAUAGUAUAUAGUAUACAUAGUAGUAGGCCUGCCUCUCUCAGUGGGUACGUGGAGGGAACCUGGGAGGACGUUCUUUGGGGGGGGUGGGGGGGGGACCGUAUUUGACGUUGCUUCUCGAGGUUCGUAACGCCGGGGAGAGAAGAUGUCGGGCCAGACACUGACCGACCGCAUUGCCGCGGCCCAGUACACGUUGACGGGCUCCGAGGUGUGCCGAGCUGUAUGCAAGGCUACCACACACGAACAGACUGCACCAAAAAAGAAGCACCUGGAAUGUCUGAUCCAGGCCACCCAGGAGAACACAGUCAUUGUCCCCACAAUGGCGGACACGCUGUUGGAGAGGGUGGGCAAUGCCAGCUGGGUGGUGGUCUUCAAAGCUCUGAUCACCACCCACCACCUUAUGGUGCACGGCAACGAGAGGUUCCUCCAGUUCCUGGCCUCCAGAAACACCCUCUUCAACCUCAGCAACUUCCUGGAUAAAACUGGUUCACAUGGCUACGACAUGUCCACGUUUAUCAGGCGCUACAGCCGCUAUCUCAACGAGAAGGCCUUCGCCUACAGACAGAUGUCCUUCGACUUCGGCCGAGUGAAGAAGGGUGCGGACGGAGCCAUGAGGACCAUGUCCGUGGAGAAGCUGUUGAAAGGGAUGCCCACCCUGCAGAGCCAGAUAGACGCGCUGAUGGAGUUUGACGUCCAGCCAAAAGAUAUGAACAACGCGGUGAUCAACUGCUGCUUUCUGAUGCUCUUCAAAGAUCUGAUCAAGCUGUACGCCUGCUACAACGAUGGCAUCAUCAACCUCCUAGAGAAAUUCUUCCAGAUGAAGAGAAGUCAGUGCAAAGACGGUCUUGAGAUCUACAAGAGGUUCCUCACGCGAAUGACCCGUGUCUCAGAGUUCUUCAAAGUCGCACAGCAAAUGGGAAUUGACAAGAACGACAUACCGGAGCACACUCAGGCCCCACAGAGUCUUCUGGAGUCCUUGGAGACUCAUCUCAACACUCUGGAGGGCAAGAAGCCGUCACCAAACAAGGUAAGCCGCCUAUUUUUCGCAUACACUUCAAAUGUUCCCCAAUGAUUGUCAAAUUGAUGU
Gadus macrocephalus (Pacific cod) is the source of this 1745-nucleotide messenger RNA. Its product is annotated as clathrin coat assembly protein AP180-like. Gene Ontology annotation, molecular function: phosphatidylinositol-4,5-bisphosphate binding; SNARE binding; 1-phosphatidylinositol binding. Bases 804 to 1730 code for a protein of 308 amino acids. Gene Ontology annotation, biological process: synaptic vesicle budding from presynaptic endocytic zone membrane; clathrin-dependent endocytosis; clathrin coat assembly. Gene Ontology annotation, cellular component: extrinsic component of presynaptic endocytic zone membrane; clathrin-coated pit; synaptic vesicle. NCBI's taxonomy places the organism in Eukaryota, Metazoa, Chordata, Actinopteri, Gadiformes, Gadidae. The transcript is spliced from 10 exons. The record is from RefSeq and is a predicted model, not a curated record.